Messenger RNA from Durusdinium trenchii, 2338 nucleotides. NCBI's taxonomy places the organism in Eukaryota, Dinophyceae, Suessiales, Symbiodiniaceae. The record is from the annotation of a GenBank genome assembly.
CCCCUGUUUUCUGCGCGUAGGCCUGGCCAGGCGCCAGGGAUCCUGGGCCCUGUGGGACGAAGACCGUCUCUGCAGAAGUUCGAGGCAGCUCCCCAAGCAAAAGAGGAGCGCAACUAGAUCCUACACGUCAGGGCUCACGUAUCAAGAUGCUGCUGCUUCUUGAAAAGGGGGUCAGUGAAGUGAUACUGUGAGUCUUGAGUCGUUUUGAGUGGAGAAAUUGGAAAGGACCUAGGAAUGAAUUUGAUGGUGAUCUAUUGCUCACUCGAGUGUGAGAUGUCCCUUCAAACCCAGGGGCCAGGGUGUGCCAGAUGGAGUUGCCAAAUCGAUUAGGAUUUCGCCUGACAAGGCCACCAUAGUGUUGCUGUAGCAUGCUUUAGCCAACCCCUACAGGAUGAAACCCAAAGAUCCAGAUUGACUACCACUUGGAGGACCCAUAUUGGUUUGGACAGAUCCUUCAUGCAUUUUGGAUUUUUCACAGGACAGGCACUGCGCAGUGUUUAAACUGGAUGGCAUGAUGCAGGACGGAAAUCGUAGGACCUAGGAGUUUCCACCACUUUACACAUCGCCCGACUUAAGCUGACAAAGCAUGGGCCUGAUAAAGCUGACGCAAAUCUGAUGUGGCAUUUGUGGUCAGCACAUGUCAACCUAUGUCAACACUGCUGUCGACACCGCGACAGUGCUGGGGGUGGCCUAAGGCCUAAGGAUAGUACUGUGUUGAUUGUAGUUUUGACCAUGAGUUCUAGUGCAGAUGCAAGCAAGGAAUUAGUGGGCCAACCGCGCAAUCUCCCAAAAAAGGAACUCCUGAAUUCCUUUUUGGUUGGACAUUCUGCUGUUUGCAGAACAAAUCCUUCUUACUAUUUAGCUGCAAAAAAGGUCGUUAUAGUUCCGGGAAAGUUCAAUUCCUGAUUCGGCACGCAGCGGCACCAGCCGAACACGUUCAUCGGCUGAUCCCAGAGACAUUUGGUCUGGUCCGGGCUGCACUCGAACAGGUGAUAGUUGCUCGAGACUGUGGAACAUUUGAUAAGGCUUAAGGCUUGGAUGGCAAAGUGCGAGUGGUGCAAUCAAGCUCGGCUCGAUGUGGCUGUGCAUCGGCGGAGGUGUUUGUGUGGGGAAUUCUUGUCUGGACAAAGCACGGUGCGCGCGAUGCAGCCGUCAGUUUGACGACGCCGAAGCGGAACGCCGAAGCGAGUGGCGAAGUGCCUCCGAAAGUUGGGAGUAUCACCGGAAGUCUACGACCAACAAGCACCAAGCAAGUAUCUCAUUCUUUUGGACCUGAAGUACACCACCCUGAUGUACGAUUGGCGGCCAGGAGCAGAUGAGGUUCAGGUGCGACCAUUUGCAACCCCGUUAAUACGGUAUGUGCUGGCACAACAAGAUCAAUGCUUGUGCCCAUUGGGUUUCUACACGACUGCGCACCCCGAGAAGGCCAAAAAGGUCGUUUCAACGCUUCUUGAACAAGUUGACCCAACAGAAUGCACGUGGCAUGAUGAGCCGAAGCUAAGCCACGCUGGCCGUGUCAUCUGGCUGUUUGACGAGUUCUUUACAGAAAAAGAUCCUUCGAUUAUUCAUGAGAGAGAGUUCCCAAACGGCCAUGCAUGUCAAGGACUUAGAAAGGAUUUAUCCUAUGAAUCGGAGAAGCUGGGAGAUCGAUUUUUUAGGUCAUCGAUGUUGUACAUCACGUGCAAAGGUGGCCUGAUUGAUACCGAAAGCAGUGACAAUUUGCUGGAGGUGAGUGCCUGGGAGCCCUGGAAACCAGAGGAGGACGAGGAGGUCAGAAGGGUGCAGCAGAGAUUGCAAGAGCUUUUUGAGAGGCGGCCACAAGACAUCCGCUCUUUCCUGAACACUGUGCGUGGUUGAUUUGGCCUGGAAAAUCGAUCCUGAUGUCCCAGCAGUGCUUGGUGCGGGAACUGGUAGCUGGGGCACUCAGCACUGCCAUCCUGUUGCAUUUGGUGUUACAACAAUAAGACGCUACUCCCGCAUGUUUGCUGAUACUGCUGGACUUUAUCAGAGCAGCUGCAACUCAGAGAGUAGCAAGGAAGGUAUGUUCUAGACCUGGGCAUGGAGUUCCACCCCUGAUAGUACACGCCUUCCAUCAUUGCAACCAUUAAAGUCUCUCAAGAGAUUGUUGCAAGGGAGGGAUGCAGGGGAACUGCAAGAGCCUGGUGAGUAGUAGAUAGGGCCAUAGUGACUGUAGUGCUGCAUGAUGAAAGUGGACGAAUCAAUAGGCCCGUGAAGCUGUGCCAUCCUGACUGUUCAAGUCAAUGCUGAUCUGAAAGAUUUUGCAGCUAUAUACAGUGUAUAUAUAUAUAUAUAUUCAGUUUUAUCGCUAUUAGGUUGG